UGCCUGAUUCCCUGUAACUUCACUUCUCGCAGUGCUUGGUGCUGUAUUUGUUCAUGGAUUGAAUUGAUGGCAGCACAGCCCUUCAUGCAAAGGACCAAGGCAUUAAAGGCGGUUUAGUCUCCACCUCCAGAGAACAGAAACCUUUGUAGAAAGAUGCUGUAACACCGCUGAAAUCUUGUAGCGGGAGCAGCAAAGGGAUGUGAAGUCACCUGGUGACCAAGAUGACUCUCUUACCAGGCGAAAAUUCGGACUAUGACUACAGCGCCCUGAGCUGUGCUUCGGAUGCCUCCUUCAACCACCCUUUCUUUGCUGAAACAGAAACGCUCAAGGGAGUCUUUUACCAAAGGGCCAAACUCAUCCACCCCUCAGAAGAACUAUACGGAAGCAUUCGCCCGGAAGACCGGAAGCAUCACAUCAUCAUCAACGUGGGUGGCUUCAAGUACUUGCUCCCAUGGACCACUCUGGAUGAGUUCCCCAUGACCCGCUUGGGGCAGCUGAAGUUCUGCAACAACUUUGACGACAUCCUCAACAUCUGCGACGAUUACGACGUGACCUGCAACGAGUUCUUUUUCGACCGUAACCCCGGGGCGUUUAGGACCAUCUUGACUUUCCUCCGGGCAGGGAAGCUCCGGCUCCUGAGAGAGAUGUGCGUGCUUUCGUUUCAGGAGGAGCUGCUGUACUGGGGCAUCGAGGAAGACAACCUGGAGUGGUGCUGCAAGAGACGGUACCUGCAGAAAAUGGAGGAGAUUGCAGAAAUGAACGAAGCGGAGGACGAGUUCGCGGACGGCGAAAACCAGUGCGAAGCUGUGGCGGAGACGAAAGCCGGGCGUUGCAUGAAAAGGUUGCAAGACAUGGUGGAGAGGCCUCAGUCUGGGAUUCCGGGGAAGGUCUUUGCCUGUUUAUCAGUGCUGUUUGUGACGAUCACUGCCGUCAACCUUUCCAUCAGCACCAUGCCUGGCUUAAGAGAGGAAGAGGAGAGAGGCGAAUGUUCUCAGAUGUGCUACAAUAUUUUCGUAGUGGAAUCUGUCUGCGUGGGGUGGUUUUCCUUGGAGUUCCUCUUGAGGCUCAUCCAGGCGCCCAGCAAGUUUGUGUUCCUGAGGAACCCCUUGACCCUGAUCGAUAUCGUUGCCAUCCUCCCCUACUACAUCACCCUACUGCUGGACAGCACUUCGCUGGGCAGCAACAAGAAGCCGACCUCCGGCAACAUCUACCUGGACAAGGUGGGCCUGGUCCUCCGCAUCCUGCGUGCCUUGAGGAUUCUGUACGUCAUGCGGCUGGCCAGGCACUCGCUGGGCCUGCAGACUCUGGGGCUGACGGCCCGCAGGUGCACCCGCGAGUUCGGGCUCUUGCUGCUGUUCCUCUGCGUGGCCAUCGCGCUUUUCGCGCCCCUCUUGUACGUGAUCGAGAACGAGAUGGCAGACUCUCAGGAGUUCACCAGCAUCCCUGCCAGCUACUGGUGGGCCGUGAUCACCAUGACGACGGUGGGAUACGGUGACAUGGUACCCAGGAGCAUCCCAGGCCAGGUGGUGGCCCUGAGCAGCAUCCUCAGCGGCAUCCUGCUCAUGGCCUUUCCCGUCACGUCCAUCUUCCACACGUUCUCGCGCUCCUACAUCGAGCUGAAGCAAGAGCAGGAGAGGAUCAUGUACAGGAGGGCGCAGUUCUUAAUGAAAACAAAGUCCCAGUUAAGCAACGCAUCACAGGGGAGCGGCAUGUUUCCGAGCCUCUCUUCAGAGACCAGGAAUGACGGCUGAAACGGAAGUUUCCACGUCUGCCCUGUUGCCGAGCAAACAGCGACAGGAUUUCUCUCUCUCUCUUUUUUUAAUCUCGGCAUUUGCUUCUGGAGGCUUUGGGGAGAGGUGGCAUUGUACAAAUAAACACGCAAAGGGCUUUUAGCCAUUAUGACUGUGGGGACUUGGUUCAUCAUUAUGUUGUAUUAGCCUUGCUAUUAGGGGGUGGGGGAUAAGAUUGUUGCUUUCCAGUAGGUUGCACAAUUUGGGAUCAUGAAAUGGAGAUUUGUUUAUUUUUUAAAGGAAGAGCAACGUGCAUCGUUAACCAAAAGGGGAACAGUGUAAAAUUACAUACUGGGCACAGCUGUUGCCAUUUGUAAUGUAAAGAGGCAGGCAGUUUUCCAAGAGAGAACUGACUGUGAAUGUCAACAUUCUGAUCUUUCGGUUAAUUGACCUUUUGUUGUUUAUUUUUACCAAACCUUGUGAACUAUAACAUCUCGCAGAUCCAGAUUUAAUCCUUGGAUGUAUAACCCCGUUGUUUGUACUGGAGUUAGGAAGUCUGUGGGUCACAUUUGAAGCAGGCUUGGGAAUGUUUGAUUUUCUUGCAGCUCCACCCCCCCACACACACACUUGCUGACCUCCCAAGCUUCAAACAGAGGACACAUCAAGCAGUUUUGGAUUAUAUUCUGAAGAUAAGCAAUAGCAGUGCAUUUUCAGCUAUAAUUUAAAUUGCAGCAGCGAGCUGCUUGUUUCUAAGGCCACUUCUCAAUCAGGGCAUUUCAACCUACAAUUCUCAUUGGCCCCAGCAAGCAUGGCCAGUGGGGGAGGGGUGAUGGGAGUUGUAGUCCUACAACUUCUGGAGGACUACCAGUUCUCCAUCCUACCUUCAAUGAAGCACCCGCUUACUGCUGAGUCAAGUAGCAUUUCCUGAUAGGCAGUCAGGCACAGCCCCAGUGUCGCUGGAUGUGAUUUCUCUCUUCUGCGAGAUGGCUCAUUAUGUAAAGUGUCUCAUACCCGGUUCCAUCAUGUAUCCAGUACCAACAGGAGCUCACAGCUUGCUUUUAGCACCAUUUCCCUUCAGACUGGUUAGGCAUAGAAAGGAGACUUGGAAGGGGGGGAAGAGCUUUAUAAUUCCCCUCCUGAGUUCUCGUAUGCAUCAUCCUCUGAACAUUUAUGAGAAAACAUAUGGCAGUCAUCCUCUUGUCUCCAGGAUACUGAUUGUGCUAGAUUGACCUGAUACAGCUGUCCUUCCACACCCUCUAAUGUUAGUAACACAAAGCUAGAUAACAGAAAAUCCAAACAGAAUAUGCACCCAAAUGCCACACCAGUCAUUGUCUCACGGUUGUUUUCUUUUGCACAGGAUAGAAGGAAAUAAAACUCGCUAUGUCUUAAUCC
Podarcis muralis (Common wall lizard) is the source of this 3122-nucleotide messenger RNA. RefSeq names its product potassium voltage-gated channel modifier subfamily G member 1 (gene KCNG1). NCBI's taxonomy places the organism in Eukaryota, Metazoa, Chordata, Lepidosauria, Squamata, Lacertidae. Gene Ontology annotation, biological process: protein homooligomerization; action potential; potassium ion transmembrane transport. The record is from RefSeq and is a predicted model, not a curated record. Gene Ontology annotation, molecular function: delayed rectifier potassium channel activity; protein binding. Gene Ontology annotation, cellular component: membrane; voltage-gated potassium channel complex.